This is a messenger RNA of Lampris incognitus (smalleye Pacific opah), 3723 nucleotides long. RefSeq lists its product as uncharacterized. Lineage: Eukaryota; Metazoa; Chordata; Actinopteri; Lampriformes; Lampridae. The record is from RefSeq and is a predicted model, not a curated record. The transcript is spliced from 11 exons. Gene Ontology annotation, molecular function: electron transfer activity. The coding region runs from base 197 to 1675 and encodes 492 amino acids. Gene Ontology annotation, biological process: cell redox homeostasis.
ACGGUGCGGUGUUGCCCGCUGUGCAGGACGGAGGAGCCCGGUUAACGUAACGCGUCAUUGGUUUCAUAUUCAGUAGUUUUGUUUUCGUUUUUUUUGUUUUUCUCCCAGAUGUGAUUUCAUACAUUAAGAUAAUAAGGACCGUCCCUGGGAUCUGAUAUCGUAGGUGGCUUCAAGGGAGCCUGACUAAAAGGGGUAGAUGGGGGAGUCUGAGAGCAAUGCACUGGGUCAGGUAACAGUGUACUCUAUCCAGGGAUGCCCCCACUGCGUCCAGGCUAAGAGCAGCUUGGGGCGUCUUGGAGUGCCAGUUUGUGACGUAGACUUGGGGAAGCACCCUGAACUGAGGCCCAGGGUGAAGGAGCUUACUGGGCGCAGCACAGUUCCUCAGAUUUUCUUCAACAGCAUUCACAUUGGGGGUAAUGACGACCUGCAGAAACUGGCUCCUGCGGAGCUACAGAAUUUGGUGAGCCUGGUGAGAGAAGAGGCUCUCUCAGCUAGUGCCCUUCCACUACCAGAGAAGAACCAAACAGAAGCCAUAAAAGGGGAGGCUGAUGGAGAGUUUACAUGUGAAAGGGACGAGUUGGCAAACCUGGUAGAGGAACUCAAACAGAGCAAUGUAAUCGACUCCCACAGGAGGGGGCUAAAGUUGUUCAAAAAGAGCUUCUCAGCUGCUCAGCUGGUUGGUUGGUUGCACACAGAGAAGCGUAUGGCCAGGGACGAGGCCUGUGAGACAGGUCAGGCGUUGGUGCGAAGGAAGUACGUGGUCGUUGCGUUUGGCUCUGUGAAACCCCAGGAGGGCCACUUUGGAGAUGGGAAAGACCGGGACAUUCUGUACAGGCUGACGGAGCACGACCCUCACUCAGCCCUCAACACAGGGAAGACCGCAACCUGCACCCCCUACCAGGCUGCUGAACUGUCCGCUAUUCUGAGGGAUAUGGUCCUGAAACUGUUCUCUGAGCAUCUCUCCGCUGACGGCAAGUGUGUGGACUACAAGAGCAUGUCCAAGAGCCCGGUGUUUGAGGAAUACUGUGAGCUGGCUGUGCAGUUGCAGCGGGUGGAGCUGCUUUCGCUGAGCCGGGAGGAGAAGCUGGCCUUCUUUAUCAACAUUUACAACGCCCUGGUCAUCCACGGCUACCUCCGCCUAGGGCCCCCCACUAAUAUGUGGCAGAGAUACCGGUUCUUUAACUAUGUGAGCUACCUGAUUGGAGGGGAGGUGUUCACCCUGCAGGACAUCGAGAACGGGGUUCUGAGGGGGAAUAGAAAAGGUGUCGCGCAGAUUCUCAGGCCCUUCUCCAAGACGGACCCACGGCUACAAGUGGCUCUGCCAGAUGCCGAGCCCCUAAUCCAUUUUGCCCUGAACUGUGGAGCGAUGGGCUGCCCACCAAUCAAAACCUACACUCCACAGGAUAUUGACAGCCAGCUACGCACAGCAGCUGAGUCCUUCUUGGAGAAUGAUGACGGCUGUGUGGUGGAUUCUGGGAAAAAAGAAGUGCGACUCAGCCAGAUCUUCAAGUGGUACAAGGCAGAUUUUGGAGGCACUGACGAGAAGCUGCUGACCUGGGUCCUGGAGCACAUGAGCGAGUCUCCUAAGAAGACCAGCCUCCAGAGUGUCCUCUCUGCUGGGAAGCCCAAAGUCAGCUAUCUCCCCUAUGACUGGAGCACCAACAGCACCCACUGAGGCACACACACGCGUGCGCGCGCACACACACACACACACACACAACACACACACACGUUACACCUCCACAUGCACCUGACCUUGUCACCAACAUUUCUGUAACUUCCCUCUCCGUCUUCAUACCACACUUAGUUUCCAACCAGAAGGUCGAUGAUGGUGUGGCUCCUUGUUAUCUGGCCGUCAACCAGACAGACUUUGUUUUGCAUGCCUUUUUGCAUCCCAGCAAUUGCAGUUUGCUAUAAUUUUAGCCCGACUCACAGGUUUAAAUCCGAGCAGCAACACAGUCAUAGCUUGGUUAAUCCAAAUGCAACGAGAAUAUUCUCAGUAGAGUUCAGCUCUCCACCAGGUGUAUCUUCUCUGGUGUUCGGACGUCGGUGAAAAACCGGCUGAAGCAUUAGCACUCAAUUGUGGUAUAUAUAACAGGUUUCUCAGAGGUUUUAAAUCACAGGGCAUCUUGAAAAAUUGGGACAUUCCAACGGACGACCUAGGUGAGGUGAGGUUAAAUCAUUGCAACUGUGAGAGGUCCUUCAUACUGUCUUAACUGUGCACAAAGAAAUAGGCUGAUAUAUGACAUUAGCUGCAGAAACACACAUGCACACGCACACGCACACGCACACACACACACACACACAAACGCGAGCAAUCGCAGUAUCCUCUGCGGGCUAGCACGCCUGGCGGGGAUGAAGAACUCAUGCCUUGACAAGCCAUAUAAGAGCCUGCAUUGUUCAGGAAGUGCAGACAAAUGCAGCGCUCACACUUCUUAAUGUCAAAGUAAUUUGACAUCCCGGUUUUGGGAGUCAACCUUCCGUGGUUCCUUGAAACUCCCUUUCUGCUAUGGGCUGGAUCUUUUUGCCAUUUCAUGAAUGAAUUUGAUAUAUUAAAUUAGAAUUGAGUUUUAUUCUCGAUGUUCAACGCCAUGAAUUGUAUGUGAGAUCUCUAAAAGGUUCAGUUGUGUUCCUCCUGGAAUUACUUGAGCAUCUUUAUCGGCCUGUUACCCUUUGUCUUUUUUAAAAAAAAACUCGUUAGCGGAGCAUUUCUCAAGCACUACCAAACGAAAUGCUCCGCUCAACUGGGAAACAGGAUACAAGCUACAGAAUUCAGUUUCAUGACUGCGUUUACAUGCACAGUCGAGUGGCGCUACGGUUAUAGCUCGGCUAGGCCGUGUACUGCCGUUGUCCCAGUAUACAAGAAUCGGGGGAGAAUCGAUUUAUUGACGGAAGUACGGUGGGUGGCGAUAUGCCCCCUUUCAGCCGGUUGCUGUUGGACUGCAGGAACUACGGAUCACGCGCAGAAUUCCUAGGCCAGUUUGGGGCCGACUGAAGCGUGUACAUGCCAGAGUAAAUCGAUCCCCAACCGCAUUACCUAGUUGUGUUAGUCCAACUUCGAGAAAUUUGAUUUAGUACGAUUUCAGUCAGACUAACGCGCGUACGUGUAUUUUACAAGUCCAGUUUUAGUCGGACCAACACAAUAAAUCGACUUUUUCUAACGUCAUGUAAACGUACUGACUGCCUCAAUGUUCAUAAUCCAGAUUCAGUUAUCAAGUGGCGCAAGUUUCAGUCCAGACCUUCCCUCCCCCUGCUCCAUGUACAUGGUACGUGGUUGUUUCCUCCACUAUGAACUGGGUCUUCCAUUCUAAGCCUUGGAAGUGCUACUGCUGUUCUCUCAGAACAUAUAUAUUUGUAUGAAACAAAAAAAAAAUGUGAUUAUCGAAAUAUCUUUUGAUGCGGCACUUGAGUCACUUAGACACUUCUUUGCAUGUUUCUGAUCAAAUUUGAAUGCUGUUGACACUUUUGUACAUUUUCCAAACAAAUUGCGUUACUUCGUCUGUAUGAGGUUUGACUGAACAUGAUGAUCCCCUCUUCCUCGUUGAUGUGACCUCUCAGUCCAUUGAGUAUCAUGGAAAACCGAAGUUGCGGGUUGGAGACAACUCUGCAGGUUGCCAGAAAACUCGCUUUGACUUGAGAUGACUUCCUCUGUACCCAGAAUGCAACUGCGUGCUUAUCUCAGGAGCCAGGGAAUGUGUAUGCAAGCAGCUUUCCUGACAAGAU